AUGUCCACUGUCACGUAUCUGAUAUCUCUAGCAACCCGAUCUACGUCUGACUGCCGCAGAAACCGAUACUCGUCACUCAACCGACGAGCGGCGCCUUCGUCUGCUCUGUUCCAAGACUAUCCAGGCUCCCGGCCGUCAUCCUCGUCCUCCCCCCGCCCAGGUUAUGCCUACAAUUCACAGCCGGACCGGCCUGCGUCCUCUUCUUCACCGUACAUGAACCCAUACUCUUCUACAAACGGCUCGACCCAUGAAUCACAUUCCUCCUUCCGGCCCGCCACGCCGAAUUCAAAGGGCCAAUACUCUACGUCUGUGCUCGAGGAACUCGAAGCGCAGAACGAAAUUAGCGCCACGACCCUCCUGUCCCAGAAAGUCUCACAGUUGAAGACGCUCACCGUCGCGAUUGGUGACGAGAUAAGAGACUCGAGUGCGCUGGCCAGCCAGAUCAAUGACACCUUCGAGAACACUGGGGUGCGGUUACGCGGUACCAUGAGGAGGAUGCUUAGGAUGGCCGAGCGGACGGGCGUAGGGUGGAAAGCAUGGGUGUUGUUUUUCAUCGCAGUAUGGGCACUCUUUGCGUACGUAUGGUUGUUCUAG
Molecule: messenger RNA, 594 nt
Organism: Exophiala spinifera
Lineage: Eukaryota; Fungi; Ascomycota; Eurotiomycetes; Chaetothyriales; Herpotrichiellaceae
Exons: 1
Coding region: 1-594 (197 amino acids)
Biological process (GO): endoplasmic reticulum to Golgi vesicle-mediated transport
Source: RefSeq, a predicted model, not a curated record